Molecule: messenger RNA, 892 nt
Organism: Colletotrichum navitas
Lineage: Eukaryota; Fungi; Ascomycota; Sordariomycetes; Glomerellales; Glomerellaceae
Exons: 1
Coding region: 123-581 (152 amino acids)
Source: RefSeq, a predicted model, not a curated record
ACGAGGCGGUUGACAGUCCUUGGCGAAAUCCUGGGCAUCGAAGAACAAAACUCGGGCUUCGGAGGCCUUUCCACGUUUCGUUACUGCGCGCACGGUUGUUUGGCCCCUUCGCAGCUCUAAAUAUGAAUAUAGUGGGUAGCCCGGCGAGGCGGCUGAGGGAAGAGGGAAGAGAGGAUCUGCCGGCGAUUCCGCUCCAAGAAGCAAGCUUAACCAAAACGGGGUAUGCUGAUCGUCGGGUGUCUUGUCCUGAGGGCUGUACUCCGUACAGAGACCACUUAGCCCCCUCCGUGACACAGGUGAGGUGGAUUCUGCAGCUUCGAUGGGCCGCAACCAGAGUUCGUUUUUUGGAUGAUCCCCGGUUUUUUUUGACUUGGUGUGUUCAAUCUCUUGUCUCAGAAAUUUGUCACUGUAGCAUGUCCAACGGGAUGCGAGAUGUUUAUGCUAUGUUAGCUGCGCCACAAGCGGGUUCCGUCCUCACGUUCGACGUCAGGAGAAAGACGACUUUUCUUCGCAGACGAAGAGUGCAGAAGCCGAUGGUAAUCAAAGCGAAGCCAGAGCCAGGCAAAAUGAUAAGUGUAUGAUAUCAUAUCGGGAGUUUCACCGCCGGUGAAGUCAAAUGUCCAAAUCAUCCACUCAAAACGGCCUGCAGCGCUGCACGAGUAAGCCGAGUAACCGCUCGUCCAGUUUCGCUGCGAUCAAUGGUGGUCAGGGAUCCAGCCCAAACACUGUCUGGGUGUAUAAGGACGGAACACCGUAUCCUAGCUAUGGGGCAGAGAAGUGUCACUACCCAUGUGAGACGUCUUCCAAUCGCACAACACUCUGCAUCGAUCUGAUUGCAACGCAGAGAACUGCGGCAGCGCGUUUAUCGCUAAGCAAGCGGGGCAAUAUCAGC